Molecule: messenger RNA, 2359 nt
Organism: Trichosurus vulpecula (common brushtail)
Lineage: Eukaryota; Metazoa; Chordata; Mammalia; Diprotodontia; Phalangeridae
Gene: TXNL4B
Product: thioredoxin like 4B
Exons: 4
Coding region: 184-633 (149 amino acids)
Biological process (GO): mRNA splicing, via spliceosome
Cellular component (GO): U4/U6 x U5 tri-snRNP complex; spliceosomal complex; U5 snRNP
Source: RefSeq, a predicted model, not a curated record
CCCCCUGCCUAAUUUGUCUGUGGAAGGGUUGCUAAGCAACGGCGGCUCCGGGUGGUGCCGCGUCGACGCCCAGCUGGCGUUGGCACGCGAGGCGGGAGCCGGGGUGUGAGGCGGGUCCAGGGUGGCUCGGGAGGGCAGUGAUGGAGGUCUGGUAGUGAGAGCUAACAUUUGGAUUGGUUCAGGAUGAGCCUCCUGCUGCCCAAGCUUGCAUCCAAAAAAGAGGUAGACCAGGCAAUCAAAAGUACCGCAGAAAAGGUUUUGGUCCUCAGAUUUGGAAGAGAUGAGGAUCCUGUCUGUCUGCAGAUAGAUGACAUCCUUUCUAAGACUUAUCAUGACUUAAGUAAAAUGGCUGUGAUAUAUCUGGUGGAUGUGGACCAAACACCAAUUUACACCCAGUAUUUUGACAUCAGUUAUAUUCCAUCUACUAUCUUUUUCUUCAAUGGGCAGCAUAUGAAAGUGGAUUAUGGGUCUCCAGAUCACACUAAGUUUGUGGGAAGUUUCAAAACUAAACAGGACUUCAUAGACUUGGUUGAAGUGAUCUAUCGAGGAGCAAUGCGGGGAAAACUUAUCGUCCAAAGUCCAAUCGAUCCCAAGAACAUUCCUAAAUAUGACCUUCUUUAUCAAGGCAUUUAAAACAUCUACUUGAACCGAAGUUGAAGAGAGAAGUGCAGUAGAAACAACACAUAUAACCAAAUAUCCUGUUGUUGCAUGACCCUGUUUUCCUAAAGCAGUCACACACCAGAGAGGGGAGGAGGGUAGAAGAGGUUUGAAUUUUAUAUGAAAUUUUAAAAUGGUGUCAGACCCCUUAUUAAGAGGUCGUAUUGAAAUUCGUUGAUAUUUGGUGAUGCCGUGGACCCCUAAUUUUCUACUAUCUAUACGUAUUUGGUGAAUUGUGCUGAAUGGUGUCAAUCUUGGAUUUGGGCUUAAUUUCUAACCUCACACCCCGCUCCCUUCCACUAACUUGCCCUUUCUCUCUCAUUAGGAGAAUAUUACUGACCCAAUUUGUCAUCUAUCCCAAAUGAAUGUAGGAUAUUCUUUUACAUGGAGCUAAUCAGUUUCAGAUUGAACUAUGCUUAUUAGAUCAAGGAUGAAAAUGAUAAGUUGCUUUCUCCUCUAGAGAAAAAGGAACUGCCGUUUUUCGGUCACGUGUAGUUCCUUGGUCCUUUUUUUAAAAAGUCAUUAAUGAAACUAGACCUCUGUAUAGUUGCUUCCAUUUCAUCCUAUCUUCUGCUCUAACUUGGGGUAGGAGGGCGCAGUGAAUCUCAUCACUGAUAGACAAGUUCUGCUCUAGAGCCUUUGGAGUGUUUUUAAUAGCUUGAAAUCUUUAUAAAUUUCUGCAACAGUGCCCUUGUUUAGAGCAUAAAGUAACAAUUAUUAUUUGUGCUGGUCUGUAUAAGGUAGUGGUUCUUUUGGUAGCUGGAGGCUCAGAUUCUCACCAUUCUGUACCUCAUCUGAGUCAAGCCCAAGUUUGAACCUUUCAUGGGAUGAUUCUCCCCUAGUAUGCCAUGGCUCAAAAGAAGGAGAAGCUGAAUUGGAUUAGUAAUAGCAUUAGGGAAUGCACCCUACUGGCUUCUGGACUUCUGGAAUCUCUUAUUCUUCCAGGGCCUCAGGGAUAUUACCUUUUCCCUCGAGAAGCACCAUACCCCCAUUUAUACAAGGAUUGUUAUUCUAGUCACAUCUCGUCUUGAAAAUUUGGGGGAGUGCUUCUUUGGAGUCCUAAUUUCCACAAAUAGUUCUUUCUUGAGAGCCUACUUAGGGGAAUAAGGACCAGACCUGUGAUGUCCUUACCAAAGCUCCAAGAUGAGGAAAUUCACUCUCCCAACUCAAGCGGCACUUUCUCUACAACUCAUGGUCUUCAAAUAUUCCCUGGAGGAUUAAAAAUUUAAUUGACUCACCCAGGGCCACAUAGCUAAUAUGUAUAGAGUCAGGAUUCGAAUUCAGGUCUUCCUUGCUCCAAGGCCACUUCUAUUAGGCCACCCUGUCUAAAUAGAGUAAAUAGUAACUCUCUAUAAAAUUAUUUUCCUUCUGAAUACUAGAUGGAUGAUAGCCAAUAAAAUAAAAUAAUUAUUUUCUGCUGGCUUUAUUACUCCACAGGCUUUUGAAAGUUAUUAAACAACUGAUAUGUGAAGAUAUCAGAUAUACAUAUGUGAAUAUAUAGGCAUACAUAUAUACAAAGGGAAAUCAGGGAAACAAAAUGGACCUUGGUGAAGACAAUAGUGUCUGAUGGUAGGAGAUUAUACUUGGAAAAAGGAGAGUAUAAUUUGAAGGGGGAGGUAGGAUUAGACAGGUGGUGGUAUUGGGCUGUCUGUGACGUAAAAACAAAGAGAUGGAGAUAAAGAAGAACUUUCUGAUUGAAAGA